AUGGCCUCCGGUGACGCCGGCUCCGGCCAGCACGGCAGCGGGGCGAGCAGCGGCGACAAGCAGCGCAGGUCGUGCGGGCCGUCCCAGAACGCGCUGCUGCACAGCCACGGCGGCAGCGGAAGCGGCGGCGGCAACACGGGGCCGCGGAGCGGCGCGGGCAGCAACCCGCAGAAUGGGAGCCACGGCAGCGGCGGCAAUGGCAGUGGUGGCAAUGGCAGCGGCGGCCACGGCAGUGGUGGCAACGGCUCGGGGGGCAACGGCCACAGUGUUACGCGCCACGGUCGCGGCGACGGGGCCAACGGGGGAACCACCUCGCAUCGCCAACCUCAGGUGGCGCCCGCACCAAUGGCCUGUGCUGUGCUGCCUCAGCAGCAGCAGCAGCAGCAACAGCAGGAGCAGCAGCAGCAGCAGCAGCAGCAGCAGCAGCAGGAGGAGCAACAGCAGGAGCAGCAACAGGGGGCUGCGGCGCCUGCUGGCGCUGAAGCUGGGGCCCUGGCGGUGCAAAUGGAGGUUGACGGCGUGGGAGUGUCCUCCGGCAUGGCCGCGCUCGCGCCAGGCGGUGGCACGGCGGACGCGGCUGCCGCGUGUGAGGGCGCGCUGUCAGGCCGGCCCUGA
Monoraphidium neglectum is the source of this 615-nucleotide messenger RNA. RefSeq lists its product as hypothetical. Lineage: Eukaryota; Viridiplantae; Chlorophyta; Chlorophyceae; Sphaeropleales; Selenastraceae. The coding region runs from base 1 to 615 and encodes 204 amino acids. The transcript has a single exon. The record is from RefSeq and is a predicted model, not a curated record.